Corylus avellana is the source of this 1010-nucleotide messenger RNA. It is a transcript of the gene SDR2, whose product is annotated as NAD(P)-binding Rossmann-fold superfamily protein. Lineage: Eukaryota; Viridiplantae; Streptophyta; Magnoliopsida; Fagales; Betulaceae. The record is from RefSeq and is a predicted model, not a curated record. Gene Ontology annotation, molecular function: oxidoreductase activity, acting on the CH-OH group of donors, NAD or NADP as acceptor.
UCUCUCUUCAUUUUUCUUACUGUGAUCAACCAUGCUUGCCCAAGUGAUGUCCGAGACAACCCUUCAGGGGAUUAAUGUCUUAGGAAGGGAAAACAGUGCUCCUCCUUCUCCUAAAAGAUUGGAGGGAAAGAUUGCCAUUGUCACCGGCGGCGCCAGAGGCAUCGGAGAAGCAACGGUACGGCUUUUUGCCAGACAUGGAGCUAAGGUUGUCAUUGCUGAUGUGGAGGACACUCUCGGAACUGCGCUUGCAGAUUCCUUAGCUCCUUCGGUGACUUAUUUUCACUGCGAUGUUAGCUUGGAAGAAGACAUGGAGAAUUUGAUUGAAUCCACCGUCUCACGCUACGGACAGCUCGACAUCCUUUUCAACAAUGCCGGGGUUCUCGGAAAUCAGUCCAAGGCGCACAAGAGCAUCGUUGACUUCGACAUCGAUGAAUUCGACCGUGUCAUGCGCAUCAAUGUCAGAGGCAUGGCGCUAGGAAUCAAGCUCGCGGCUCGCGUAAUGAUUCCGAGAGGAUGUGGGUGCAUCAUUUCUACGGCGAGUGUCGCAGGAGUCAUGGGAGGCCUUGGACCGCAUGCUUAUACAGCUUCGAAGCACGCCAUUGUCGGGCUCACAAAGAACACGGCUUGCGAACUCGGCCGAUAUGGGAUUAGGGUAAACUGCAUUUCUCCUUUCGGAGUGGCGACGCCCAUGCUAAUUAAUGCAUGGAGGAGUAGCGGGGAAGAAGAAGAAGAAGAUGAUCAAUGCAUGGAUUUUGGGAUGCCUAGAGAUGAAGAAGUUGAAAAAAUGGAGGAGUUUGUGAGAGGGCUUGCCAACUUGAAAGGUCCAACGCUAAGGGCUAAAGAUAUUGCUGAGGCUGCUCUUUACCUUGCUAGCGAUGAAUCCAAAUAUGUUAGUGGCCAUAAUCUUGUUGUGGAUGGUGGCAUUACCGCCUCAAGAAAUUGUGUAAACCUGUGAUAAACUCUUUGUACCGUAAAUUAAUUAAUUAAUUGAUGCCAGAUUGAGAAUCAAA